UGGUUAUUUUUCGCUUAGUGAGCAUUCACUCAACGAUUGCAUAACAUUCUUGAAUCAUUCAAGUUGAAUGCAUUUCAAUAUGCAAAACUAGAGUGCUCGUUCACACGACGGCUUUACUGGAUGCACCCAUUUGACAUAUGUCUAAAUGUGCAUUUCUCCAUACGUUAAAUUUUUCUGCGAAUUUUUGUUUUCUGUGAAACAAGAUGACAGCUAAUCCAGGUAGUACUGAUCGAUAUGUUGGUGGUGAUCAAGGAGAAAAGGACCUAUUAUCAUCCAUAGAAGAUAAACACUAUGAUAUUGUUAAUGAAAAAGGUGAUUAUAGCACAUCGACCAAACCAGAUAUGCGCAGUUUUACCAAGGACAUGAUCAUCAAAGAAUCGGAGCAUAAUGUAGUAGCAGAUUCUGAAUCAGCAACGCAAUCGUCAUAUACAUUAUCGACAAUAAUUAGCGCUGGAGAUAAUCUUGAGGAAGAUAACAAGACCAAAAGCACGGAAUCUUCUGACAGUGAAAUUAUUAUUAUUGAUGGAGGUGUGCCAGGUACUUAUAAGACAGAUACUUCCAGGCCACAAAAUACUAAAUUUAAAACUGACUUCACUGUACAUGGUGCAAAACAUAAUGUUGACAAUGUGAGAGCGGGUGAAUCACUAAAGAUAAAGAAGUAUGAUCCUACUAUUGAUGAUAAUUUACCGGAAACUGUGACGGUACUGACCGCACAGAACGGAGGAAAAUUAUAUUUAGUAGGAACAGCACAUUUCAGUAUUGAGAGCCAGAACGAUGUGUCGAAAAUUAUACAAGCUGUACAGCCUCACGUCGUAGCCGUUGAAUUAUGCAAAGCUAGAGUCGGUAUAUUACAGCUCGAUGAGGAAGCCUUGUUUUCUUACACCAAGGACAUUAGUUACAAAACUAUCAUGGAUACCGUCAAAAGGGAGGGAUUUUAUAAUGGUUUACUGCACAUUUUAUUGCUAAGAAUGGCAGCUCACGUGGCCAAGCAACUCGAUAUGCCACCGGGAGGUGAAUUUCGGAGGGCAUUUGAGGAGGCGAAGAAAAUACCGAAUUGUAUCGUUCACCUAGCUGACCGACCAAUCAGCAUAACAAUGAAACGCGCGAUUCGAUUGUUAUCUUGGUGGCAGACCCUAAGACUGGGAUGGCAUUUGGCCGUAAUGAAAGAUCCCAUUACCCAGGCGGAUGUCGAACUUUGUAAAGAACGAUCAAUGCUGGACGAAAUGAUCGCCAGUAUGAAGGAACAAUUCCCAGUAUUGGGAGAAGUGUUCGUCAAGGAGAGGGAUAUCUAUUUAACGAAUUCGUUGCAACUAGCCUGUCAUCUUCGUACCAAUGAUCCCGAACCGACGCGAGUCGUAGGAAUCGUUGGUCUAGGCCACACGCCCGGCAUCAUUGAAAACUGGGGUAAAGUCAUACAGACCGAUAUACCACCUAUAAUGAGUGUACCACCACCAUCGUUGUCCAGUAAAAUUUUAAAAGUAACCGUCAAGGCGUCGAUACUUGGUGCUGUCAUGUACGCAAGUUACAAAAUCCUAAAGGUACCCGCUACCAUCACAUUUCACACUUUCAAGUCAUCGGUCGAGGGACUUCUACAGGUUGGUGCAGCGCGAUAGGCGAAUUUGGGUUUUACCUAUCUAACU
This is a messenger RNA of Ooceraea biroi (clonal raider ant), 1640 nucleotides long. RefSeq names its product traB domain-containing protein. The record is from RefSeq and is a predicted model, not a curated record. NCBI's taxonomy places the organism in Eukaryota, Metazoa, Arthropoda, Insecta, Hymenoptera, Formicidae.